AUGUAAUGUAACAAACCUUCUUCUUAGCAUCCAAANAUUACAAAAAAACCUCUAAAUCUUGUCUAAUCUAUUUGGUAGGUUGUUACCCAAAGCUUAGAUGACCUUAAAUAAGUAAUAGAAAAGGAAUAAAAUUAAGAAAUUAAAGUCUUAUUGAUAGAGUUCAAAAAUAUUAUUGAUGAACAACUGGAAAAAAUAUUCAAGUAGCAGAAAUUUGAAAAUUUGGAAGAAAGGAAUCAAUUUAUACUAACUAAGUUAAACGAGUUUCUCAGAAGAAUAACAAUAUUAAGUUCUUAAUCUACUUUUAUAAAAUCUGAAUUCAUCAACAUAGUUGAUUAUUGUAGAAGUUUUGAUGUAGAGAAAUUUGAUUUGGAAGCUGAAACUCAAAAGAAUUAGGAAGUAAAUCAAUAUUCUUAUUUGCCAAAAUGCAUUCAACCAAAAAUUUAGAACAAUAAUGUGAGAGCAUCUUAUGUUGCUACUUACGCUUUACUAUUAUUAGGAGGAAAUAAGUCUCCAUGUAAAUUAUUUAUUCUAUGAUUUUAGCUCUGAAUGAUGUUGCUUAUGUUUUGAAAUAAGCUGAUAUUGAACCAAAUCUACCUGAAAUUGAAGCUCUUAUUAAAAAUCUCAAGGGUAAAGAUUUAAAUUAAGUAAUCAAAGAAGGAAAAUUAAAAAUGCCAUAACUAAUGUGUUGA
Molecule: messenger RNA, 689 nt
Organism: Paramecium octaurelia
Lineage: Eukaryota; Ciliophora; Oligohymenophorea; Peniculida; Parameciidae
Source: the annotation of a GenBank genome assembly